Molecule: messenger RNA, 1260 nt
Organism: Pectinophora gossypiella (pink bollworm)
Lineage: Eukaryota; Metazoa; Arthropoda; Insecta; Lepidoptera; Gelechiidae
Product: cilia- and flagella-associated protein 100-like
Exons: 2
Coding region: 1-1260 (419 amino acids)
Source: RefSeq, a predicted model, not a curated record
AUGGAGAGUGCAGUAAAAAAAACAGUGAAAAAAGAAACGAAAAAAGUAGUCCCAGGUGUGAAACUUCCACCGAUCGAACCAGUACCAGAUGACGAUGUAAGGACCAUCCUAGAAAUCGAUCCUGACUUCUAUUCGCUGAUUCAAGGUCGACCUAUCAGACAGAAUAAGUCUAUCUCAAAGUACAAACAGGAUAUUAAAGAUCUGGCUUUGAAAAGGACUCUUCAUGGUUAUCUCGUUGAUGAGAUUAUAAGGAUUGAAAGAGAAAUAGAAACUGAAAGAAAUGUAUACGAAACAGCUUACAAACACUUCGAAGAAUGUCAGCACAGCUUCGAUAAAUUCCUUGCUUAUGACAACGACAAAACUAUAAUUAUAAUGAAAAAGUCUGACAAUUUUGCGAAAAAUCUGGCAAAUGAGAUAGAAGAACAUAAGAAAAUAAGUUACGAGCUGGCUUCUAUUAAGUCAAAGUUGCAGUAUAUUGACGAAACGCUGUUGAUUUUAUUGUCUUUCGAGAAUUUUCUCCAUAAAGCUGCGCCUAUUUUAUGGCAGGAAAGUAACAAUGUUAAAUUGGAUACAAAGCACACAGAGAUAAUUACAAAGGAGAGUGACAUUUUCUCUAAAGUUGAUGUGAACUUUGUAAAAGAACGACUAAGCGAACUGGCUGUUCCCAGAUUGUAUUUUGAAACUCCUAAUCAGUUACUCACCAUUUUCGAUUUGCUUGAAAAACAAAACCUAAACUAUUUGUUAGUAACUGAAGAACUAAAUUCUGAGAAAAAUAAGUUUUUGAAAACGAAGGAUGCUCUAAAAACUCUUUUAUAUCAAGAGUUAGAACAAAUUCAAAAGAAGAUACAAGAGAUUGAGGAAAUUAUAACUUGGAAUGAAGAUCGCGAAGCCGAAGUGAAAGAAGUAUUCUUCAGGAUUUUGGGUGAAAAAAUUAAAUAUAUAGUAUCGUCCCAAUUGGCUCUGGAGCUUUUAAACUACGUAGAAUAUGCAUAUGAACUGUUGAUUACCCCGAACGAUACCAAAUUAGGGACUUUGGAGAUGACUCUGGCUCUCGAAGGCGAGUACAAUAAUCUGAUGCUGGGUUUGUCAGUGUUUGACUUAGAUAUGGUAAAACAAAUUGAAAAAGAGAUUUACGAGGAAGGUGAUCUACAGAUAAAACAAGCCAAAGCAGCCCAUAAAUUGCUUGAAGAUGUCAAUAAAUUAAAUAGACGACUGAAAUCUUCUUACGAACCAUCUAGAAGAAAAAAAAGUGAUUAUUAA